This is a messenger RNA of Planococcus citri (citrus mealybug), 15794 nucleotides long. It is a transcript of the gene PlexA, whose product is annotated as plexin A. Gene Ontology annotation, cellular component: plasma membrane; semaphorin receptor complex. The transcript has 2 exons. Gene Ontology annotation, molecular function: semaphorin receptor activity; protein binding. The record is from RefSeq and is a predicted model, not a curated record. NCBI's taxonomy places the organism in Eukaryota, Metazoa, Arthropoda, Insecta, Hemiptera, Pseudococcidae. Gene Ontology annotation, biological process: semaphorin-plexin signaling pathway involved in axon guidance; positive regulation of axonogenesis; regulation of cell migration. Bases 654 to 6476 code for a protein of 1940 amino acids.
UGGUUGCUGUUGUUGAUGCAGAUGGGGCGAAUGUUGCGUAAAUCGACGUUCGACAACGUUCAAUGAGCUCGAGUAUUGUUUGAAUAUUUAAAAGUAAAACCGUUUAUUUAGUAGAAAUUACGCUCAGCGUGUGGUUUAUUUUUUUCGAGUUCGAGUGGUUUGGCGCGUUUAAAAUUAGGUGCGAAUGUGAAUGUGCAUACCAUACCUAGUUUUUAGUGUGAUAAAAUAAAUUCUCAACUGAGCUUACAGUGUAUAUUGUGUAUCGUAUUUCGACUCACUUGACGGACGGAUGCGUGUAAUUGAUAAUUCGCGGAAGUGUACUGCGGUGCGUGGUUUUUCUUAUUCGAUAUAGCGAAAUUGAUCGCGCAAAAUAUUCGCGUACGCGUGAAAAAUAUCUAAUCGAAGGUGCAUCUCUAAUCUUGAAAUAUACCCGUAACUGAAAUCGUAACCUCAGGCUGUCCAUAAAAAUAGACAACGAUGAUAUUCAGAUAGUGUCCGCCACGUUCGACGCAGUGUUGCAUCAACAACCACUUCGAGUCAAUCGCCAACAUCGCUGUCCAUAUCUCGAGACCGACCGUUUGGAAAUUCGUAUUGCUCGUAGAACGACGAUGACCCACCAUCCUACCGAACGAAUUUAAUAUUGAAAUGUUAGAAUGUAUUUCGGCGAUAAAAGCUCGGCUACUUCGUUGGCCUUCUCGUUAUCAUGCGUUCUACUGGUGCUAUUGGGAGGCAGUCCGCGACUGGCCCAAUCGUCGUCCACGCCAUCGGACGACUUCAAAGUAUUUUCCGACGAGCACGGAACGAUCAAGUUUAAUCACCUGGUAGUGGAUAAAGAUCGAGGAUGGGUAUUCAUCGGCGCGGUCAAUCGCCUGUACCAGUUGUCGCGCAAUUUGGAUCUAGUCGUCAACCAUACCACCGGUCCGGAGUUCGAUUCGCCCGAAUGCUCGGUCCUAGACUGUCCGCACGAUACGGCGAAAAAAUCCACCGAUAAUUACAACAAAGCUUUGGUGAUCGAUUACACGAAUCCGCGACUUAUCUCCUGCGGCAGCGUACUACAAGGCUUAUGCAAGGUGCACAAUAUCAAAAACAUAUCCGAUAUAUUGGCCGUGGUGCUGGAACCGGUCGUUGCCAAUAAUGCGACAGCUUCGACGGUGGCUUUCAUCGCGCCUGGUCCGGUCAAACCGUCUUCGCCUUCUUUCGUUCUGUAUGUCGGAGUUACUUAUACGGGCAAUUCGGCCUAUAGAUCGGAGGUUCCGGCGGUGGCGAGCCGAAGUUUGGAAAGCAAUCGUAUGCUGGCGAUUGCCGAGCAAGGUGUUACCACAGGCACCAGAGUAUCGGUGAAUAAUUUAUCCAGAGAGCGGUAUAUCAUCAACUACGUUUACGGGUUCAGUUCGGGCUCGUUUAGUUAUUUUUUGACGACGCAGAUGAAAUCGUCGGUGCAGACGUCGCCUUAUAUAUCGAAGCUGAUCCGUAUUUGCCACGAGGAUAAAGACUACUAUUCGUACACGGAGAUUCCGAUCGAGUGUAUAGGCGAAGGAGGCAGACUGUAUAAUUUAGCUCAGGCUGCGUUCGUCGGCAAACCCGGUUCCGAGUUGGCAACGUCGCUAGGCAAUCGUCCCCAAGACGACGUUCUGUUUGUGAUAUUCGCCCAGAGCGAAACACCCGAAGGUGAUAAGUCCAACAAGCCUAGUAAACACAGCGCCUUGUGUAUUUACUCGUUGAACGCGAUCAAACGUAAAUUCAUACAGAAUAUCAACAACUGCUUCAGCGGCAAGGGAUCCAGAGGGUUGGAUUUCAUUCUAUCUAGUCACGAAUGUAUUCAGACCAAAAUUCAAACCAUCAACGAGGAUUUCUGCGGUCUCGAUGUCAAUACGCCUCUGGGAGGCGAAAUCCCCGUACCAGCGGUACCUGUGAUCACAUUCAACACGUUGCUGACUUCCGUAGCUGCUACGUCGACCGGCGACUACACCGUUGUCUUUAUUGGCACCAAUACCGGUCAUUUGAAGAAGGUGGUGGUUGAAAAUUCGGCCACUGCUUUGGAAUACGCUGACUUAACCAUCGACGAAGGGUCUCCAGUGAACUCCGAUUUGUUGUUCGAUUCGACCAUGAAUUAUUUGUACGUGAUGACCGAACGUAAACUGACCAAGAUCAAGGUGCAGGAUUGCAGUAAAUACGAAACGUGUUGGGAUUGUUUGACUGCCAAAGACCCAUAUUGCGGAUGGUGUUCGUUGGAGAAUAAAUGCAGUUUGAGAAGCAAUUGCCAAGAUGCGGCUAACGAUGCUCUGUCUUGGAUCCCUUAUAAGACUGGAAGGUGUACGUCGAUCACCAGCGUAACGCCGAAAGAACUGCAACGAACCACAGCUCGAACUCUCGAAUUGACCAUUGAUAAUCUGCCUCCGUUGACGGGCCAGUUCCUUUGCGUGUUUACCAUCAUGGAUAAGGUACUGGUGACGAACGCGACUAGAAAUAAUUUCGGCGUGAAUUGCACCACUCCCAGGACAGAUCUGUUACCGUCGAUACCUCCGGGUCAUCAUCAUUUCACCGCCAAGCUCUCGGUCAAGACGACCAAUAAUCCGGAAUUCGUCGAUACCAACUUCACCUUUUUCGACUGCAAUACCUACACGUCGUGUACACCCUGCGUAUCUUCAAUGUUCCCUUGCGACUGGUGCGUGGAUGGGCAUCGAUGUACGCACGAUACUGCUGAGAAUUGCCGCAACGAUAUCCUGGUGACGGGAGUGAACCGAGGUGGUCCUAGUUACCGUAGCGGGCCUACGUUCUGUCCGACCAUCAACGCUACCAGCGAUGGUUCGACCGAGAUCCUCGUUCCGGCCGGUACCAAGAAGAGUAUCCGCGUUAAGAUCCAUAUCAUCGGCCAAUUCAUCGUGCAGACCAGAUUCCUGUGCCAGUUCAACAUUGAAGGACGAGUUACCAGCGUGAACGCCGAUCUAAUCGGCGACACUAUCUACUGCGAACAGAUGGAAUUCGCGUACACUCAGCGUGGUCCCAAUAUGACAGCCACCUUCGCCGUCAUCUGGGGUGGCUCGAAACCGCUCGAUAAUCCGGAUGAUAUCCACGUCGUAAUAUACAGGUGUCGCGAUAUGGCCGAUAAUUGCGGUAUGUGCUUGGCGCUGGAGAAGAAAUACGGCUGCGGAUGGUGCCAGAGCACCGAACGGUGCGAGAUCAUGAGCCAGUGCGAUAGCGGAUCCGGCGGAUGGCUGGAUCAGAAUCAUACCUGCCCUAAUCCGUCCAUUAUAAAUUUCCGACCGCAGUUAGGUCCGUGGGAAGGCGGCACCAAUGUUACCAUACAAGGUAUCAAUCUGGGUAGGACGUACGAAGACGUCUAUAGCGGUAUUACCGUCGCUGGGAUACCUUGCGAGCCUUAUAAACAUCUGUACAAACCGACCAGGGAGAUUGUCUGCAAAGUAGAUGGUCCUGGUACGACCGAGUUACGUUCUGGUCCGGUCAUGGUCAAAGUGGAGAAUUUCCGAGGCGAGUCUAAACAAAAGUUCACGUUCGUUGAUCCGAAAAUCGAAGACAUAUUCCCUAAGCACGGUCCCAGAUCAGGUGGCACUGAACUGACAGUCAAAGGGAAAUACAUGAACGCUGGCAGUCUGAUCGAAGUGUUCAUCGACGAACUACCGUGCAAAGUAUUCGCCAACGACUCGACCGAAACCAAGUGCAUUACCAGCGCAUCGAAUAAACAACGCGAAGGCAAAGUUACAGUGAAAUUCGAUCAAGGCGGUAAUCGUCUGUACGAAAAAGAUCUCUACGAGUAUACCGACGAUCCGACCAUCGAAAGCUUAGAAUCGGGUGUCAACAGUCUGGGCAAAGUACCCAAAGGUAUACCAGCCGGAGGCAUUAAGAUCUCAGUCUCCGGUAAGAAUCUGCUCUCGAUACAGAAACCACUCUUCUACGUGUACAACGAGAAUCGAACCAAACGAUACUACAGCGAAUGCGAAGUACACAGUAAUUCGUUGAUGACCUGCUUAUCGCCGUACAUUCCGGAUAUAAAUAGCUCCUCUAUCGACGCCGAAAAUCCUAAAUAUCUCGACUACGGUUUCAAAAUGGACGACGUAUCGAGCGUACAAAACAUAUCGAUGAAUAAAGGUUACCCUCCGUUCACUCUGUACCCGAAUCCGAUUUUCGACUACUUCCCAGACUCGAUCAAACACUAUAAAAGCGACUACCUCACCAUCAACGGUCAGAACAUCGAUCGAGCCUGUCACGAAUCCGACGUCGUCGUCCAAAUCGGCAAAAGCAACUGUAACGUGACGUCACUAUCUAGACAACAGCUAACCUGCCGUCCACCGGAGACUCAACCGGCUGGAUACAACAACGGAUCGGAUUUCGAGCUAAAUGCCCUCGAUCCGCCCGAGGUGAUCGUCUCAAUCGGUCAGAAUUUCCGCCAGACUAUCGGCAGAUUGAGCUACUCGUCGAAUUUAGCUCAAACCAGCCCGUUAACCAAGACCACCAUUUACGGCGGCGUUGUCGGUAUCUCGGUACUGAUAUUAGUCUUCAUCGCUUUCUUAAUCGCGUACCGAAGGAAAUCCACCGAAAGCUCUAGAGUACUGAAGAACAUGCAAGAACAAAUGGAUAUCCUAGAGUUACGCGUAGCUGCUGAAUGUAAAGAAGCGUUCGCCGAAUUGCAAACCGAGAUGACCGAUUUAACAUCCGAUAUCACCUCCGGCGGUAUUCCGUUCCUAGACUAUCGAGCAUACUCGAUGAAAAUCCUGUUCCCAAGUUUAGAAGACCACUCGAUCAUUCAACGCGAAAAACCAGAGCUGAUCAGGAAAGAAAAAGGUCUCAGGUUAUUCGGUCAAUUAGUCAUGAAUAAAACAUUCCUGUUGCUGUUUAUCCGCACGCUGGAAAGCAAUCGUUACUUUUCGAUGAAAGAUCGCGUCAACGUAGCCGCCAUGAUUAUGAUCACGUUGCAGAGUAGAAUGGAAUACUGUACGGAUAUUCUGAAAACACUACUGGCCGAAUUGAUUGAGAAAUGCAUCGAAGGCAAAAGCCAUCCAAAGCUGCUGCUCCGGCGAACCGAAAGCGUCGCUGAGAAAAUGCUCUCGGCCUGGUUCACCUUCCUGUUAUACAAGUUCCUGCGAGAAUGCGCCGGCGAACCGUUGUACAUGCUGUUUCGAGCCAUCAAACAGCAAGUGAACAAAGGUCCGGUCGAUUCGAUCACCUCCGAGGCGCGUUACUCGCUCAGCGAAGAGAAACUCAUCCGGCAAUCGAUCGAUUACCGAGCGAUGACCGUGUACGUGAGUAUCUCCCAGCAGACUGCCUUCGUUACCGGACUCGAUCCGAAUACCGAAAACGUUCCUGUGAAAGUGCUAGACUGCGAUACCAUCUCACAAGUUAAGGAAAAAGCUCUCGAUACCAUCUACAGAGCUACCAGCUACAGCCAGCGACCCAGACCGUCCGAAUUGGAUGUCGAAUGGAGGACCGGAAUGUCCGGCAGACUGAUCUUGUACGAUGACGACUCGACAUCCAAAAUCGAAGGCGAAUGGAAGAAGAAAAACACGCUGAAUCAUUACCGAGUGCCAGACGGCGGCUUACUCAAUCUCGUCUCCGUUAAACAAUCCUCCAAUUACAACUUAUCCAUUCUAUCGGCCGAUAAAAUGGAAAAACUGCAUAAAUACGAAACGCUCAACUUGGCUAAAUACAACACAGCCAGUCCGCCUUAUGCCAGGACAACGUCGCCGCUCACCCAAGACAACGAUGGCGGCUACAAAGCGUGGCAUUUAGUCAAACAUCACGAUUCCAACGAUAACCACAAAGAAGGCGACCGUAGCAAUAAAAUGGUCUCGGAGAUCUACCUAACGAGAUUACUAGCCACCAAAGGCACCCUGCAAAAGUUCGUCGACGACUUAUUCGAGACGAUAUUCAGUACAGCUCAUCGUGGCAGCGCUCUUCCACUCGCCAUCAAAUACAUGUUCGAUUUCCUAGACGACCAAGCCCUCCAACACGGUAUCACCGAUCCCGAGGUCGUCCAUACGUGGAAAAGCAACAGCCUCCCGCUACGGUUCUGGGUGAAUUUAAUCAAGAACCCGAAUUUCGUAUUCGAUAUUCACAAAUCGAAUAUCGUCGACUCGUGCCUGAGUGUCGUAGCCCAAACUUUCAUGGAUUCGUGUUCGACGUCGGAUCACAGGCUAGGUAAAGAUUCGCCCAGCUCGAAGCUGCUCUACGCCAAAGACAUACCUGUCUACAAAGAAUGGGUCGAACGGUAUUACUCCGAUAUCAAAAUCAUGCCUGCCAUCUCAGAUCAAGACAUGAACGCGAUGCUAGCCGAAGAAUCGCGUCUGCACGCCACCGAAUUCAACACCAACUCGUCGCUUUACGAAUUAUACAUGUAUGCUGUGAAAUAUAACGAACAACUCAUGGUCACCUUAGAAGAAGACGAAUUCUCGCAGAAGCAAAGGUUAGCGUAUAAGUUGGAGCAAGUACACAAUAUAAUGGUAGCCGAUCCGAAUCUUUGAUAUAUGGCCACCAACGUCUACGAUCAAGUAUUGCUCAAUUGCAACUUGACCGGAAGCUCGCCCAAUAGCGACGAUGCUGAGAUGUAAGAGCGAUAUACUAAAUGAUCCAAGACGAAACGACGACUACGACGACUGAUUGAUCGAUCAAUCGAUCGUGUACUUGUUUUUUACGUAGUCUUUUUUUUUAUUAUUAUUUAUUUUAUUUUUUUAUUUUUCAUUUUUUUGAUGCAUUCGAGUUGCUGCGCUUCUUUUUUUUAAAUUGCGGGAAGGAAGGGUAGGGGGGUAAUUUUUUUUUACGGAUGAGUGGCCUUUCUUUACGAAAUUUUGAAUUUUUAAUGUCGCGUAGAUGUAUUUUUAGAUAGAGGGUUUUGAUGUGUUUGCCGUUUAGUAGUAUUGUUGUUAUAAAAUUAUCGCAUAUAUCUACAAGUACGUUUAUCGUACGUAUUAAUUAUGCGAUUGGUUAAGUAUUUUUUUUUCUCAGUUUUGUUUAUGGGUGUGUUAUUUUAUUUGUUUGUGUGAUGGCUGUUUAUUUAAUAGUUCGGCUUUAGCUGCGAUGACAAUUUUGUUUUCGAAACGAAAUUAGAUAUGCGAGUGAAUUGCUUUUUUUUUAUUUUGGAGAUCUAUGUGUGUGAAAGUGAAAAACCAAAAAUAAUGAGGCGAAGGUGUGUAAAAGCGAAAGCAAAAGCGUUCCUUUUAAUAUAAAUAGGCAGCUUAGUUGUAAAUUUUUUUCUCUUUAUUUUGUUUUGUUUUCGUUUUCUUUCUUUCUUUUUUUUUCGUAUUUUUUUUUUUUUUUGUACACAUUCCAGAAUUUAUUUAGAAUUUACGAUUUUAUUGUAUUUAAAUGGAAGUUACCUUAUAGAAUUUCGGCGGCCAGUACUUGUUGCGGUAAGGCUGUGAUGGCGAGGACGAAAGCAUUUCAGAGGAUGUGGAUUAGAAUUUGAUGGCUGGAUAUCAGAAGGAGGGGAGGGAUGACGAGAGAAGUGAUCAGGCUUUUGUUAUUGACGGAUAAAUGUUUGAAUAGUGAAGAAAUAUGACUAUUUUUCGAGAAAAGUUUUUGAAAAAUGAUGAAAAACAUGUUUAAAAUUUUUUUUUCAAUUUGAGGAUUGAAAAAAUACAGAAAAAUUUCAAGAAUCUAUCGAAAAUAAUGAAAUGAAAAUAUAAAUUGUAUUUAAAGACAAUAAAAUUACAAAAAAAAAGAAAUUAUAAAUGAAAAAAUUUAGUUUAAAUGGUUUUGAAAUUUGAAAGAUUUGAAUUUGCUUCCAUUUUUAUCUUGAACUUUUGUACCAGCUUUGAAAGUCAUCGGAUAAAAAAUUGAAUACUUAUUUCGAUUUAUGUUUUAAAAAAAUAUAUGUAUGUACUUACCUAUUUAAUCAAAUAAUUAUUUAUGAAAAGAUAGCGAAUCUAAAAAAUUGAUUUGUGUUUGUAAUCAAUUUUCAAGUUGCAGUAAUUUAGAUGAUUUUUUUUCUUCAACAAAAUGAGAAAUUUUUUUCCAAUUGGGAAGUAUUUGUGUUGAAAUUUUACAAAUUUUAUAAUUCCAAAAUAAAAAUAUGUUAUUGUUUCUAAAUUUUCUCAAACAUUUUCAACUUUUUUUUGUGGUUUUGAAACUUGAAAACAAUUUUGUGGAAAAACUUUUUGAUUUGAAAACUUGUUUUACUCUCUAAAAAUAUUCAAAAAUAAAAAAUGAGUAAUAUAAACUUUGAUAAGUACAUAUUUGAUUUUUUUAAAUUUAUUUAUUUUGAUUUCAAAAAUCAGAAACUUUUGUGUCAAAUUUUUAAUUAUUUUUUUAUGCUUGGAAAUUGAAAUUUACAAACUUUUUUUUUGCUUGUAAUGUGUUGUUAAACUACAAACGUUACAACAUUUUUGCCAAAUAUUUGAACAAAAAUAAAUUUCAGAAUUGUAAAUUUUUCUUCAUUUAGUGCACUUCAUAUUUGAAAAAUUUCGAUCCGAAAAUUACUUGAUCAAAAGAAAUUAUGACUUAAUGUAAUAUUGGCGCACCCCCUUUCCCCCUUGAAAAAAUCAAAUAUUUUAAAAUGUGUUCAGUGAUCAACUUUUAGAUUUUUUUUGACAGAAUCGCCAAAAAGUUUUUUUUUAUUUUAAAAUUAAAUAUUGAAUUUUUCCUCUUUUCAGGAUUGUAAAUUUUUCUACAUUUUGUCCUUUUCAAAUUUACAAACAUUUUAGGAAAAUUUUGACCUAAAAUGUUUGUGAUGAAAAAAAAAUGUUGAUCAAGUAAUGUUGACCCCCCCCCCCUUCCAAACACUGGAAAAAUAUCAAAUAAAUAUUUGGAAAAUGUGUUCAGUAAGUUAUCUUAUUUAAUUUUCAAAAUACUUAUUUUCAAACUUUUUUUUUGCCAAAAAUUCUUUGUUUUCAUUUUAAAAUUAUUAAACAUUUGAUUUUUCUCCAUCUUUUCUGAAUAAUGAGUUUUUCUUCAUUCAAUCUUCUGUAGGUACAUUUGGAAAAUUUUGACCUUAAAAUUCUUUGAUUAGAAAAAAUGUUCGCUUGAAGUAAUAUCGACCCCUUCCUCCCUCCUCCCUUCCACCCAAAAAAAUAAAAAGUAUUUCAAACAUCUAAUGUGCUCAACUUUCAAAAUUUUCCAAAAAAAUGUAAUUAAAAUUCAUUUUCCAAUUUUCUAAAUAAAUUGUAAUGAUUUUCCCUAGAGUUAAUUUUUUCAAACUUGCAAAAUUAUGACCUAAAAUUUUUGUGAUUAAAAAAAAUGUUGGCCAAGUAAUGUUGACUUUCUCCCCCCCCCCCCGCGCAACUAAAAAAAUAUCAAAUAAAAAAUUGUAAAAUGUGUUCAGUAAGUUACUUACUCAAUUUUCAAAAUACCUAUUUUCAAACUUUUUAUUUUCCAAAAAUAAUUCUUUUCUGAAUUUCAUUUAAUCUUCUAUAAAUUUGGAAAAUUUUGACCUUAAAAUUCUUUGAUUAGAAAAAAUGUUGAUUCAACGUGAUCUCAACCCCCCUCCCCCGACAAAUAAACAAAUAAAAAUCAAUCAAAUAAAAAGUAUUUCAAAACAUCUGAUGAGCUCAACUUUCAAAAUUUACCAAAAAUUUUUAAUUUAAAUUCAUUUUGAAAAGUUUCUAAAUGAAUUGUAAUGAUUUUCCCAGGAGUUGAUUUUUUAUGCAAGGGGCCAAAAUGAUAUUUGUUCUGGACCUGUUUUGUCUGUCGAUGGUCAUGACUAUGUAAAAAGUAAAAAAUCUCAUUUCUGAUGUAAAAAUUGUAAGUUUUUACGAAAUGAUCGAAAUAAUCACCUUAUUUGUUCUAAAAAUUUGAAAAAAAAAAUCGUCAUAUUUCUUCACCAAUCUUCAAACUAUGAAAAGAUCGAUGAAUAUUUCUCGAAACAUUCUUUAAAAAAAAAAUCACAUCGAAAAAUACCAUCUUGAUAUUUUAUAUUUUUUAGAGCAGGAAGUCCGAAUGAAGGAUACUUGUUCGAUCUCUGGAUCAAGGAUGAAAGAGAAAAAAUAUGUUCUAUUUACGCUGCAAGAAGAGUAAGAAAAGUUUAUAAAACUCACAACACAAGAUCUCAUUUCUAUAAAUUCUAAACGCAGCUCGGAUGCAUCUUUUAGUGUCUGUGAUCGUCUCUUUGUGCUAUAAUAAAUACCUAUAAUAAAUGGGUACCUCCCUAAGUUCCUAAUUCCUAUCACUAUCAUUUCGUUUUUGAAAAACCUCGAAAUUUUCAUCAUUUUAUUCCCAUUAUACGCAUAUUUCUUAGGCAGGUACUCUACUUCUCCUGUCUUCUGUGUUCUUCUGUUGUAUUUAAAAUUAAUUCAUUAAAUUUGAAGAAAAAAGGCGAAGAAAAAAAAUUCAGUUUGAUGUUAAUAAUAAAAAAUUAGAUUUAAUUUACGUCGCGCUAAUAAAUAAAAAGAAGAAACGAAUUAAACGAAGAAAAAUGGAAAAAGCGAAAACGCGAAAUUAUAUCUCGUUUGUUAGUCGCUUCUCUCGAUUCGUCAUUCUUAUUUAUUAUUUUCUUCUCAUCUGUGUGAAACGAGUUUAAUUUAAAAGCGAAAUAAAAAAAUGAAAAGUCGCGACUGUUUCCAUCAAGUAAGCCGAUGAUAGAAAAAAAAUAUAGGUAAAUUAAAUUACGAUAUUGUCGAAUUUUCACCAUAGAAACCGUUACAACGUUCGCAUAUUGUUGUAUAAAAAUAAUACACGCGUACGCGAUGAUAAUUUCUUUAUUUACAGUAAUUUUACACGCCGAAUUGUCGCAGAAUUUCUAGCUUGGUUUGAUCAAAAUCCACCUUCGAACGGAUUAGCUUUGAGAGUAAUUUUGUCGCCAAUAAAUCACACGGUUUAUCCCAGUGAAUUACCUUGCCGGUGAUUUGUUUCAUUGUGCCUGUAAGGCUACCCUUUUUUUCGUAGAUCCGAUCAGAUUCUUCGAUCUCAGCAAGUACUGGAAAUAUGUGUACGGUCUGUGUAGAUUUUUUUUAUUUUUUUUUAUUUUCAUUUUAUGGUUUUUUUCUUCUUCUUAUUCGUUUUAAUAUUCGUGUUGAUUUUCGCAAUAAUAUUUUAAUAGGUAUUUAUUAUACAGUUUGGAAUUCUAGCUACGGCUCUGGCAUGGAAUAUUGUGUGUGUACUUGCUCUGAUAACACUACGCGUUGACCUUUGCGAGUAUUUUGAAUAAACAAAGGCGAAGAAUUAAGCGAGCGUUUAUUUGUACUGUGUAAUUUGUCUGAUCCUAGUCAUAAAUACGAAAAUACAAUAUUUAACGUGUACCUUAGCCUAUAUAAUGUGUAAAUAAGGUGCGAUAUUAUUUUAUAGAACGUUUUUUUUAUUUCUUUUUUCAUUAUUAUUAUUUUUUUAUAUCGAGUAAUAUUCCGGCUUGUUUUUUGUUUUAUUUGAAAAAUAAUAACUCCUUGCUCGAUGUAAUAAUAUGAAUUUUUUAUUUUCAAUAUAUGUGUGGCAUUACGUAGAAAAAUACUAAUUAUAAAUUUUUAUGCUGCCGAAAAAUUCCCAUUAGUGGUCUUGUGUUUACUGUAAACAUUCCAGAAUAUUUACCAAAAAAAAAUAAUUCUACCUAUUUAAUUUAGUAAAUUAUUUUUUAAAAAAACGAUUUCACCUCUAAUAGUAUUUUAUUGUAUUUAUUAUAUACUGUAUAAUUUCUCAGCCAAUAUUGUAAUUUUUUUUUUCGUUUUAAUACGGUGAUUUAAACAGUGUGAUAUCGAAACACAUUAUUGUAUUUUAAUGUGAUAACUCUGUAUACUUUUAAAAUACUACGUCAUUUUUUCCAUUUUAGAUGAACCGAUUCUCUCCUUUCAAGAGCCUAAACAAUAUUACGUAUCAGAUUUAAUAAUUCUUCUCGAUUGAUUAUUUAUUAUUAUUUUACCAUGUUUUGUCUCGUAUUUCUUCUUCUAAUACUAUAAUGAAACGAAAUUAUAUAAAAUACUACAAACAAUCAUUAUAUUCCUAAAUUUCGUUUAGCUUUAUUAUGGUUUUUAUUUCUGUCUCAUUUUCAUUUUCGUUUUCUUUUAUUUCUCCCCAAUUAUUAUGAUUGUAACGUGUAUGAUUUUUGUCGUAUUAUGUUGUAUAUUUUUUUGUUAAUUUUUUUUCGUUUCGUUCCUGUCUUUUUAUUAUUAUUUUUAUCGGAUAUUUUUCUUUCCUCUCUAUAUAUCUUCUUAUUUGUAUAUGUUUGUUAUUUUGUACAGUUUGUAUUAUUUAUUAUAUUAUGAGUGCAAUAUAAACGAAAUAUUUAUAUAAUCGCUUUUCUAUGUAAUUUUCGUUUUCGUUUGUUUGUUUGUUGUUUUUUUUUUAAUUUAUUAUUUUUUUUUAUACGUACGCGAUGGUUUUGUGAAACACGAUGAGAUUUGGCGACGUUUCUUGAUUGGGUUUUGAGUAGAGCUCGGAUGGGUUUGGUUUAUUUUUUUUAUGAAGAUUAGAGGGAGGGAAAUUGGUUUUUUGAGAAUGUUUUAGAAAUUAUCGAGAGUUGAAUAAUUUUAAAAUAUGUAUUUGUGAGGAUUUUUUUUUUUAAUGUGAGAAAAAUUGGAGGUGAAUUUCACUUUUGAGGGUUUCAGUUGAAAAAAAAAAAAAAUAGAAAAGGAACUCGUUGAAGUUGAAAGUUUUGUAUCAACAGGUUUUUUUAAAAAGUUGGUCCUAUUUUUAUUGAAAUUUGGAAUAAUGAUUAUGAUGAAUUUUGUAACGUUCUGAUUUCAAUUUUGGAAAGAUUCACCAAGUGAAAGUGGAAGAAAUUUACAUCAGAUAUGUUGAAUUUGAAAUGAAUUUUUCAACUAAAAAGAUUGAAAUUUUAGGUGACAUUUUUUUGGUUUGGAAAUAAAUCUUUUAUUCAUUUUAAUUCGAGCAGAAAAAUUAUGCAUUUAUUUGAUCAGUUUCUCUCCAAUAAUUUGUUUUAAAAAAUAACAUUCAAAUUUUUAGAUAAGACUGAUCCAUACAUUCUUUUUAUUUCCUCCUUUAUCCCUCCUCAUUUCAUAAAGUACAAAAUAUGAUGCUUGAUUUCAAUUCAUAACUAUUGAAACGCCAGUAAAAAAGAAGGAACGAAUAAAAGUAAUUAAACAUUUUUUUUUUUAAGAAUUACUCAAUUUAUUAUCAUUUUUUUUCUGAACAAAAUGAAAAAUCAGUAAAAAAAAUAUGGGCAAAUGAAACUUGUAUAAAAUUUAGUAAGUAAGUAAGAAUGUUUUAAUCAAUUUUUCUUUAAACAAAAUUGAUUUUAUGCUGUUGAAAAAACAUUUUUAAUAAUUAUCUGACAUUUUCAGAAAAUUAUUCAAUUAAUUUUUCUAUUUAUGGUUUUUGGACAAAUCAGUAGGUUAAAAAAAAAAAAAUGAAAAAAAAUUGUCGAACAUUUUUAGAGAAUUAUUUGCAAUUAAUUUUUUUUGAACAAAUUGAUCUUCUUGAAACAUUAUUAGAAAACGAAAUGAACGAAUUGAUUUUAUACUGUUGAAAAAUCAUUUUGAAAAAAAUUGUCAAGCAUUUUGAGAGAAUUGUUCAAUCAACUUUUUCUGAAAAAAAAAUUGAUUUUCAUUCAUAUUUGUUGAAAAAUUAGUAAAAAAAAAAUGAAAAUAAAAUGAACAAAUUGUCAAACAUUUUCAGAAAAUUACUUGUGAUCAACUUAUAAAUUUUUUUGAGUGAAUGAAUUUUGGAACAAAAUUGAAUUCUUAAAACUUUGAAAGAUAUGUAAAAAAAAAAAAAAAAAAUGAAAGAAUAACAAAUCUAAAAAAUUUUCUGGGAAUUAUUUUUUUAAACGAAAUUAAUUAUUUGCUGUUAAAAGAGAAUUGAUUUUUUAGCGAAAUUUAUUUCAAUUUAAUACUGUUGGAUGAAAAUCAGUUUGAAAAAAAAAUAUAUAUCAAACUUUUUCAGAGAAUUAUCUGAAAUUAACUUUUUUGAUUUUAAUUCAUUACUAUUGAAAGAUUAGUAAAACAAAUUAACAAAUAAAAAUUGUUGAAAAUGUUCUGGGAAUUAUUUAAUCAUUUCUUUUUGAACAAGAUUGAUUUUCAUUUUGAAAAAUUACUAUACAUUUUCACAUUUUUAGGAAAUUACUUGAUUGUUUUUUUUUGUUUUUUAGCAAAAUUUUUUAAAAUUUAUUACGGUUUGAAAAUCAGUUUUAAAAUCAUCAAACAUUUUCAAAAAAUUGUUUCAUUCUUUUAAAAAGCUUGAAUAUUAAUUCAUCAUUAUUGAAUUUGAAACACCAUUUUAAAUGAAAUGAACGAAUUCAAAUGCUGGAUCAAACAUUUUCUGGGAACUAAUUUUAGUUCAUUUUUGUUGAAAAUUCAGAGUCAAACAUUUUCAGAAAAUUAUUAAAUAAAAAUUUUAAUUACUUGUUCUCUUUUAGAAAAAAUGGAUCAAUUCUAAUUUUUUUUUUUUUUUUGUGAAUUCCUUUCUUCCUUUUAUAUUAAUGAAGUUUUUUAUUUGAAACUUCGAAUCAGAGCAUGCACAUUUGAUUAAUUAUUCUGGUGUAUUUGUUGUUUUAUUCAAUUAUUUCACUUUUUUUUGUUUGUUUUUUCCUUCAAAGAAUAUUUGAAACAAAAUAUCAAAAUAAUUAUGCGAAUUCAUAUCGCUCGUUCUAUGUUUGUAUAUAGAACAGAAAUCCUAAGAAUGGCUAAAAAAGAAACCAAAAUAAAAAAUUAACAUUUCGUUGCUUUUUUUCAAAAUAGGACUGAGGGAUUUGAGGCCAUAGGACAUGGGUAGAAAAGUUUCUUCGAGUUCAAAUUUAAAAAUCCAAAGUAUUCGACGAAUCUUUGCAAAACGAAUGUGGUUAAGAUGAUAAUUUGUUGUAAGAUUCCUUUCUCUGUGUGUUGAAUUCCUUUUAAAACUCAGUAAUAAAGUUGUAACUAGUAAUUAAUGCGAGAAAAUUCAAAACUCAUCAAAUUUAGGAGCUUUCUACGUUGAAAUUUAUUUUUUUUUAAAAAGUGGUUAUAAAAUGUUUUGAAAACACUGAAAUUAUUUAAAUAUUUAGUUUGCUAUAAUACAAAAGAUGAAAAGAAAUUCAUCUCUUACCAAAAUAUAGAAAUAAUGCGAAGAUAAUUUGAAAUUUAAAACUUAACUAGCGUAGCUGUUCUCAUCAAAGUGUGAAAUUCGCUCUUUACAAAGCAGACGAGUAAAAAAAAAGGGAAAGAUAAUUUAAUUGAGAAUUUAAAUAAACAUCGUUUUAAGGGUUCGAAUAUAUGUUGGUUGAAAAUUUAGGUAUUUUAAGAAACGUCGUCGUCGUUCUCUAGUUUGCAAAAAGAAAAAAGGGUUUCCCCGAACAAGACGCGUUUUACUUAGUUGAAUUUAUUAUGUAAAUAACUAGCGUUCGAGAAAAUUUUUUUAUUAUUUUUUUUGUACGAAAUUUUGGUCUUAUUUGUACGCGUUGAUUUUAUAUACAUAUUUGUACUCGAUUUUUUUUUUUUGAUUUACCUUAACAUUUUUAUAUGUAUUUUUUUUUUGUACGUGAAAUGCAUUUAACAAGUAACUUUUUAAUUAUGUGUGAGUGCGUAUCAGUGUGUAUUUUUAUUCGAUGUUAAUUUAUAAAAUUAACCAAUUUUUUUUUCUCUCCAAAUACAUAAAGGAUGAUUAACAAGGAUUGUUGCAUUGCCCCUCCCUUUGUAUUCUCUUUCAUUUCCUAUAUAUGGUUAGGUAAAUUAUAUUAAAAAUAUGCUAUGUGUGUGUGUGGAUCGCGAAGAAUGAAAGAGAUUAUGUUAAUUAUUUUAUCGAGUUUUAUAUUCGAAGAUGAUUUUUUUUGUUCUUUUUGUUAUAAAGCAAGAUGUUAAUCGUUCUUUUUUAAUUAUACCUUUAAAUGUUUAUAUUCAGAAAAUGUCAUAUCUGUACUUAAUUUUUAUGUGUGUACGAUUUGUAUUCGAUGUUGAAUCAUUGUGUAAUAAAAAAAUUUUCAAAAUGAA